AUGAAUGGCGAUACGUUUUACGAAUGGUUUGUUAAGACCCUGCCAUUACUUAAACCGAACGCCAUCAUCGUCAUGGAUACCAUUCAUACCAUUCCGUGGAAGACAAGUUUUGGGACUUGGAUGGAACAUAUUACCGACGAAUUAAUGGACGAGCUACCCGACGACGAUGAACGUCAUGUUCUCACGAUAAGAACAGGAGAUACAAGUUCUUCUGAUUGUGACUCUGAUUGA
Molecule: messenger RNA, 231 nt
Organism: Macrosiphum euphorbiae (potato aphid)
Lineage: Eukaryota; Metazoa; Arthropoda; Insecta; Hemiptera; Aphididae
Source: the annotation of a GenBank genome assembly